Messenger RNA from Alligator sinensis (Chinese alligator), 1758 nucleotides. RefSeq names its product RNA-binding Raly-like protein. Gene Ontology annotation, cellular component: nucleus. Bases 1 to 591 code for a protein of 196 amino acids. NCBI's taxonomy places the organism in Eukaryota, Metazoa, Chordata, Crocodylia, Alligatoridae. Gene Ontology annotation, molecular function: RNA binding. The record is from RefSeq and is a predicted model, not a curated record. The transcript has 6 exons.
AUGGCAAAAGACCCCAAGCCAAGCCGAGCCAGGCCUGGGCAGAAGAGGCAGCAUGGCAGCACCUUCUACCACAGUAACUGUGACCUGGACUAUGAUCUCUACAGAGAUGAUUUCCCUUACCGAGUGUAUGAGUACCAGAAGAUCCCCCCACUUAUUAAUCGCAUUCCUGUCAAGGCCAGGAGAACUCACUUGGGGACAGGAGGGAAAAGCAGCCUGAACCCCCACACUGGGCCAAGAAGCAGCAGUAACUCAGCAGUGGGUCGGACAAAAUUGCGAGCUGAAGAGCUUCAUUCCAUUAAGGGAGAGCUGAGUCAGAUCAAAGCCCAGGUGGACAGUUUGCUGGAGAGUCUGGACCGGAUGGACCAGAGACGAGAGCGGCUGACAGGGUCCAAGGAGAGUGAGAAAAAGAAAGCUGAGGCAAGUGAAGAACCCUCAUCCCCCGUGGGGGAGAUGCUGCGGGAACCCCGAGGGAAGGAGAGCACAGCAGCUGAUGAGCAGAGUGACCUGCGAGACAUCGACAGCGUGGAGGAGGGCACAGACACGGAGGAGAUGAUGAAAAAUCACGCGUCGGAUCCUGAAGGCAGCCAUUAGGUGGACUGGGAUGCUACAGCCACCCCCAGGCUGGGCAGCAUUUCCUUUCUUGUGUUUGUAUUUCUUUCAAGGCCUUCAGCUGGUGCCAGACAUGACAUGAGUUACCUGGUCUCAGUGCUAGUGCAGCAAAACGAGAGCCCCAAGCCACUUUGACUAGCACCUCACUAUUUCCUCCAGAACAAGACUCCCAAUGUGCCCAUGACAAGAGAAAUCCUUGUAUUUAACUGCUCUUUGUAGCACCAAAAAAUAAUGUGUGUUGGAGGGAAAGUGUGGGGGGAGAGGCAGUGGAGGGGAAGGGGUUUGAGGAGGAAAAGCAGAAAGCCCCAGAGAAGCAGACAGUCUCCAUACUGUGUGAUUCCAGACAGGCCUCCCCUUGUUUGCAAACCUUUCCCCAUGAUGCCGCAACCUUGUGGAGCUAGUUCCAGGGAACCUCUUGCUGAGUUGCUCCAGACCAUGCCAUUGCUGAUGAACUAGGUACCAGGGAAAGGGCCCACUGCCUAGAUCACUGUUUGAGCUCCCACCCCCGAAUUACUCCUCUCUUGCCCAAGUAACUGUGGGUGAUUCACGUUGCCAGUCAGCUGAUCUGCUGAGUUCAGACAAACAAUGAAGCUCCCCAGGCACUUUUGCCGGCAUGUCCCAGUGUGGCUUCUUGCCCCACCCCCCAGGCGUUUGUUGGCCCAGAGGUAUGUGGGGCUGAAAGAGAAUCGCCACUUGCUUGACUUCCGUGCUCAAAUCCCAGCUUCAUCCAACCCAGAAAUGCAUCCACCAGCGGCUCCUUCCAAUCUCUUCUCCCUGAACAAUGGUUUCAUGGCAAACACUGCAAUGAAUCACAUCUAGAGCAGGCCAAAAUGUCACCUGCUAAUAAGUACAAUGGGCCCACCCCCAUCACAUGUUCCAGACCCCUGAGCUCUCUGCAUCAUGUCAUUAAGGCAGGACUGAGAUGCCUUGAAAGGGACAGUCACUCACAGCAGUGAAAAGCAAACAGUGAGACAUCUUACAUCAAUUUAUUUCUGAGCCCAGGCCUGCCAGAGGGAAAAAGGUCUAUCACUGGGCUGUAACUCACUGGCCUGCUGAACAAAAAACUGGCGGGGCUAGAAAUAAACUAUUUCCUUGUGGUGUUAAUGGAAAUCUCACAGAGCAGCGCACUGAUGGGGAGGAAUUGGAUUC